Messenger RNA from Mercenaria mercenaria, 860 nucleotides. RefSeq lists its product as uncharacterized. The record is from RefSeq and is a predicted model, not a curated record. Lineage: Eukaryota; Metazoa; Mollusca; Bivalvia; Venerida; Veneridae. Bases 112 to 699 code for a protein of 195 amino acids. The transcript is spliced from 7 exons.
GCGACGUCCUGACGUCAUGGAAGCAGUUGACGUCGCUCUAUAGCAACGCCUCAUCACAUCAAGAAACAGACAUCUUCAACUGCUAUUUUAAUAUUUCAUUAUGGAAUAACAAUGGCAAAAGAAAGUUCUGGGUGUUUCGCGUGGGUUAUAAGCCUUAAACGAUCAUGCAACGAGCGGUGGGCAAGGUUCAGAAACCGCUUCCGGCAAAGGUUCUAUGCCAGAAGAGGCCAAACUGUAGAUCCAACCACCGUUUUGAAUGAAACGGGAACCAGUGACAUGGUCAUCAGUAAAACGCCCUACAAGUCAAACAAAAUAGUGCCACUAAACCAGGCUGUUAUGGCAGUUCAAAAAGACGACCUGGGUGUUACUGAUGAACAUGCACCAACUGCAGACGCUGACAACGACUUUGACAAACUAGUUGGCGAGUUCGUGUCCUGCAUUAUAAACAGUGCUGCAGACGCGCUGAAGCAGACGUCGCUUAGCAACACAGUCGUCGUCAUAGAAAAUGUCGCAGACGACAAUGUGUCAUUGUCUUCAAGCAUUAUAAGCCAAAUGGCUGACACAGCAGUGACAGAGAGUUUGACGAAUAUACUAACAGAAGCCGACAUCAACCACUCAGCCUCUCAUUAUGCCAGGUCUAAACCUAGAGAUGCCUUUGAAGUUGUUUGUGGAGAUGUUGUUGAUGAUGGCCUGUAUUAAGCUGUUUAUUAUUGACCAGGUGGAAGGCCAAUUGCAAUUGCUUUGUGAUUUAUCUGUGAUUUUUUGUUUUUAAAUUGUAUCAAUUUUUUAAAUUGUUUUGGAGGUUCUGAAUGUUAUUUCAUGAAAUAAAGUUCAUAGAUACCUCUGAAAAAGCGUUUGUU